This is a messenger RNA of Durusdinium trenchii, 2522 nucleotides long. Lineage: Eukaryota; Dinophyceae; Suessiales; Symbiodiniaceae. The record is from the annotation of a GenBank genome assembly.
UUGGCUUCAGCUAGCGGCUGGAAGCUAGAUAGUGCUGCCGGCCCGCAAGUGCAAGAAUGGAAGGUGCGUCUGAAACUGCUGAAGGACGAACUUGGAACAGGCAAACUACACAGGAGGUCACUGACCUCUUUAACGACAGAAUCAGGCGAAGCCUUGAUGAUUUGGCAGCUGUGACCGGGGAAGCUGAAGAUGUGCGGAGGGAAGAAGAUUUUGCCAGAGGCACAGCUUGCCUUACGUUUCAAGACGUUAGCUUCUCUUUGCGGUCGAAGUUGCGGCAGCAAGAACCGAAGAGAAGCAUAAGCUUUAGAACGAUCAGUGGCGAUGGAACAAAGCAGAUACUCGCUCCGAUCAGUGGACAUUACGAACCUGGGAAUUUGGUAGCCCUCAUGGGACCCUCAGGAUCGGGCAAAACAACAAUCCUGGACAUCCUUGCCGGGAAGAAGGCUCCAACAAAGGGCACAGUUCACGUCAAUGGCCGACCUCGUGACUAUCUUUGGAACCGCAUUGCCGCCUAUGUCCCGCAGGAUGACUCGAUGUUUGCGCACUUGACAGUGGAGGAGGUUAUGAGGUUCCACGCUGACUUGAAGAUGGCUAGGCCAUCUAGGGUCACCCCAGCUAUGGCCAGGAAGCAGAUGGAGAAAACCCUGCAAGUCUUUGGCCUUUCUGAAGUCAGGUCGUCGUUCGUUGGGGACCCUGCUCUGGGUGCACGCGGUAUCUCUGGCGGCCAGCGGCGCCGCCUAUCUGUUGCACGGACCAUCGCCUGUGGAGCACGAAUUAUGUUUUGCGACGAGCCAACUUCAGGGCUAUCCGCAACGGAUGCUGAGCAGCUCAUGCGCUACAUGCGAUUGCUGUCCCACAAAUAUUCUGUCCUCAUCAUUACUUCUAUCCACCAGCCACGUCGAGAGGUUGCAAGGCUCUUCGACGAGUUGAUCCUUCUCACCUCCAAUCCUGGCCGUGCAGUGUAUCAAGGGCCCUUGGACCGGUUGACGGGAUUCAUGGCAGAGGUGAUUGGCCACCCGAUUCCGGUUCAAGUGAAUCCGACUGACUUUUGCAUGGACCUCAUCACCCCUGGGACCAAGUCUGCACGUGAUCAGGAUUUCAUAAAGUAUUAUGAUGAGAAGCAGCAAGAAAUCAUCAAUGCACGAGUGGAAGAGGAGCUUUGGAAGGAACGCCAAACCACCAUAGAGAUUCUGCAAGCAGUACGUGAGCCCAUGCGUGUCUUCGGCGAGCUACCACCAUUGCGACACAGCAAGUAUGGAGUAAGCUUCUGGCAGCAGCUGAAGGUGGUGGCCUAUCGACAAAUUCGUUUGAGGCGCCGAGACAAGAUGCAUUUCCUUGGAGAUCUCAUAGGAGCAGUAGCGAAGGCUGUGAUUUUCAUCCUUGCUUUCUACGAGAUCGGAAAGAAAGAGGCUCCGUUGCAGAGCGGAUAUUUCUUUUUUGUGCUGAUGGCCUGUUCCAUUGACCAAGUGAAGACAAUGCCAAAAGUUAUUUCCGAGCGAACAAUCAUGAAAAUGGAGACUUCUGAGGCCUUGUACAGUGAGUGGGCCUACAUCAUUCCAUUUACCAUUAUGAGCUUGGCGCAGGCGAUCAUUACUCAUGCAGUGUUCAUGGCCUUGAUGUGGCCAUUUUUGUCAUACCCAGCGUCACUCUUCAAGUAUGUCUGGUUUUGGUCUCUGAUGGUGAACAUUGUCAUGGAUAGCCUCUACUUGAUGUUGUCUGGCAUCGCGAAGGAUGCGACUGCAGCACAGGUGAUGUCACUACCUUUCCUGAUAAUUUUCAUGCUGUACAAUGGCUUUACAGUUACAAGUGUCACUUGUCCAAAGUGGUUGCUUUGGGCCAUCAAGAUUUCGCCCGUAGCCUAUGCCAUGCAAGCCAUUACAGUUGCGGCCUCGGAAAUUUGUGUGCCAGAUGGUCCCAGCUGUGGUCAGGAUGGCUUGUUUCCUGCCAUAGUUGCGCACUUCGGCUACAAUUUGAGGCCCAGGGAAGUCCAGACCAGGGAAGCUUUGAUGGUCAUGUGCAUUAUUUCGCUUCUUUUCCGGGCUAUUCAUGUAGUGUCACUGAAGUUUCUGAACAACAUCAGACGAUGAGGGCCCUGCACCAUACCAGUGCUUGUAACGAAGCCCUCUUGGAACAAUCUACAUUCGGCCAGCUGCUGAACUGUGUUUCCAACAGUUGCUCAGAAAAAGGCUUGCCGUAAGCCGUAAGCCUUAAGCAACAAAAGACUUCAAGGGCAGCUGGCUGUGCAUAGAACCAGCACAAGGAUGCAGGCCAUGCAUGUUUUUCUCUACAGUUUCCCUCCUGGCGCCACUAUCCCUGCAGAAUGGCAGGGGUUUUGGGGGCAGGGAUGGGGACCAAUGCAUUGCGGGAGUAGCUGAAUUCACUGCUCUCUCACUUAUUUUGUUUUGACACCUGACACAGGUCGGUGAUUCACCUCAGUCGAAUUCGAAAGUCGAGCCGAGCCACGACAUCAAAAAGCUGCUUUGCAGUGGUUCCGCCUAGAUGAGUUCAUGAUGAUGGCAAAA